This is a messenger RNA of Neocloeon triangulifer, 2403 nucleotides long. Its product is annotated as zinc finger protein 26-like. Lineage: Eukaryota; Metazoa; Arthropoda; Insecta; Ephemeroptera; Baetidae. The transcript has 5 exons. Gene Ontology annotation, molecular function: DNA-binding transcription factor activity; RNA polymerase II cis-regulatory region sequence-specific DNA binding. Gene Ontology annotation, biological process: regulation of transcription by RNA polymerase II. The record is from RefSeq and is a predicted model, not a curated record. The coding region runs from base 166 to 2298 and encodes 710 amino acids.
CUCGGCAAGUCUUCGUAUUAUAUAUUUAAUAUUUAAUGUGUAUUUUACAGAUACGAGAGAUGUAUGUGCAUACGUAUUCGAGAAAAUUCCUAUGCUUUUCAAAAGCUUUAUUUUAAAAGAUAUAAUAACUACAUAAAUACAUGCUUGAAAUUAAAUAUUUAGAAGAUGAAGCAGAAUGGUCAAAGUACAGACUCCACUACGGACUCUUCUAGCGGCUAUUUGAUCCAGGGAUUCCGACUUUACUCAGACGCUUCUUGCAAUUAUGUUGGAUGCAACCUUACCAAUUCAAAUCACUAUCAUUGUAAUUCCUGUGGCUAUGGAACAAGCCAAGUUGAAGAUGGACACAACCACAAAGCUAACUGUCCAGCCCUUAAUUUUAAUGCGUUUGGUCGCAAUUUUGACCCUAUGUACCCCACGCCUUCACAGUCCCAAGACUGCACAACCUUUUACCCCAUGUACGGACUGCCGCAGACAACAGUACCACCAACAAUUUCCCCAGGAACUGGGUCAUACUUUCGAACACAACCAGCCGUCUUCAGUCCUUUUUACAACAGUUACGAAGGCUACAAUAAUCAAACUCAUGACUCCUGGCCUCCAGUCCAUCGUCCCCAAAGAGAAAUCGAUGGACGCACACCGUCCAACAAAGAAAGAAGCACGCCCAAAGCUCCAGCGCAGCAGUCGUCAUCAACAAGCAGUUGCCUUUUUAAUCAAGGAGCUGAGCAGAGUUAUGUGGAACUUUCAGAGCAGUGUUUCAUGAGUCGAUCCAAUAACACGCAACAAACUUCGAGACCUGGGAGCCAGAAACAGUUGCCAAGCAUCGACCCCACCUUCAACUUUAUUGUUGUGCCUGAAGACGGAACUUAUUCGCCAGCACCCUUCACAUUCCAGAGCAUGACAAGUGAUGGCUUUGCAGAUAAAUCAACUGCCUUUUCAGUGGUCGAUGAACUUCCAAGUGAAUCUUGUAUUCCAUUUCCUCCUGUACCAUCACAUCAGCCACCAUCUUGCCUUUUGGAGACAUCGACAGGUGACCAGGACUCGGAUCUUGGCUCGGAUGAGCACGAAAUUAUUGUCGAAGAGACGGGAGAAGAUGCUCUGCCAAAUAUGCUCAAGCAAAAUUGUGCUAUCUGUUGUGAAUCGUGCGGCUGGUCUGCAGUACCUAUUCGAGAGGACCACCCUUUAACCCUUUCUUCACAGACUGCUGUUUGGGUGAAGCUGCAGCAAAUAAUUGGAGCCAAAGUUAAAUCAAAAUUAAGAGAGGGUGUUGUAAUGUGCUCAAAAUGUUUGCAUCUUCUCAAUACGGUGGAUCAGCUUCAGGCUCAACUCACGGAAACGUCUGCUCGUUUAGUGGAAAGAUUAAAAAUAAACGAGGCUGAAAUGGACUUUCCACAUCAAAAUCCCAACCACAAGCUUGUAUUUUUUGGUCAGCCUGAGAGAGAACAAUUUGAAAAUGGUGCCGUUGUUCCAGAGCCAGUACUGCAGUUGGCCGAGGAAGCGCCAAAGUUAGAUUCAAAAUGUCCUUCACCUGAAAUAUCCAAAAACCUUAAGUGUGAUGUUUGCGGGAAAGAGUUCAACACAAAGCGCUCAAUCACAAGCCACAUGAGACAACACAUCAAACAUACAAAAGUGAAAAUUAGAACAAAGUUCAUAUGCGAGCUCUGUGGGAAGCAGUUCAACCACAGAAACAAUUUGGCAGACCACAAACCAGUGUGCUCAGGUGUUUUUCCCCACAACUGCAGUACUUGCGGCAAAGGCUUUAUCUUGAAGACAAAACUUCGGGUGCAUGAGGCUACGCACGAAGGAAAAUACCCUUUGCGAUGUGAAAUUUGCCAGAAGGGCUUUUUAAAAACAAGUGACUUGAGUGUGCACAAGAGAACCCAUUCUGGCGAAAAACCUUUUAUUUGCGAAAUUUGUGGCAAAAGCUUUGCCAGCGUUGGAAACUAUAAUCAUCAUGCCAAACUUCACCGGGACGAAAAACCCUUUGUCUGUUCCAUUUGUAAUAAACGGUUUACCCGUAAAGGUUAUUUGAUGGUGCACCUCAACCGUCAUAAUGGUAAUAAACCAUUUCAGUGCAACAAGUGUGAUAAAUCUUUCCCAGAUAGAAGUAAUUUGUAUCACCACAAACGGCUUCAUGAAGGUUAUAAGCCUUACACAUGCCCCAUAUGCAAUAAGGCUCUUAGUUCAGGACUCCAAGCCCACAUUCGGACUCACACUGGUAUAAGACCAUUUACUUGUAAAAAGUGUGGACAGUCAUUUACUGCAAGUAAUUCAUUGAAGAAACAUAUGACAAGACACGAUUAAACUUGUUCACAUAAAUUCAAGAAACUGCGAGGAAAUUUUCUUCUUAACUGUUUGUAAUAAGACUGAUAUAAUAAAAGGAUUAACCAGAAAAUAUAUAUUUUUUUU